AUGAAGUCUCGGGACCUACACCUCCAUCGGUUUCAACUGACACGUGAUGAAGGUGAUUGGGUAGUUUACAAAGAAUAUCGUAAUAACGUAAAAACCAAAAUUAAAGCCGCAGCGAAGGACCACACCUUCAAUGAAGUAAGAGAACAUAAAUACAAUUCGAGAUCCCUAUGGAAAAUAAUUAAUAACAUAAUUCCCUUGAAGGAAAAGGAAACACAAGUUUAUAGUAAAGAUCCAAAAACAGUUGCAGACGAUUUCAACCUUUUUUUUAGUUCUGUGGGACGGAACGCUGCUGCGACAGCCGAAAGUUUAGCCAAAGACAACAAUGUUGCACUGUCAAAACCUCUGUCAAAUGUCAUCACUUAUCCAUCUGAUCAACUGUUCAAUUUCCAAUCCGUUACUUGUACAGAGGUUCAACGCAUUAUCAUGGCUAUGCCAAGUAAUAAGUCACCAGGACCAGAUAAAAUAGGCAUGCGUGUCAUCAAAGACUGUCUUCCAAUCAUACUGGGUCCUCUUACGCAUAUGAUAAAUUGCUCUCUAAUGACAAGCACAUUCCCUGACCUAUGGAAGAUUUCUGAAGUUAUACCCCUACUAAACGAAGGAGACCACGAGAUAGCCUCAAACAAUCGGCCUCUCUCACUACUCGAGGUAGUUUCAAAAGUUUGUGAAAAAGUUGUUCUAAAUCAAUUUAGCUCCUACCUCAAAGAAUUUAAUCGCAUAUCGUCACAUCAAAGCGGGAAUAGGAGUCUUCACCCCACCGAAACCUUAAACAUAUUUGUUACCGAUACGAUGUUGGAAGCCAUAGACAACAAAAAUCUAACGGCACUAAUUUUAUUGGAUUUAUCCAAGGCAUUUGACAGUGUCAGUCAUUCGAUUUUAUUACACAAAUUGAGUUGUAUCGGUGCUUCACCCGAAGCUGUUAAAUGGUUCCAAGACUAUUUAACAGGCAGAUCCCAAUACGUGCGCAUUGGAUCCACCAAGUCAUCAGCUCGCCCAAUAACCCAUGGCGUUCCACAAGGUGCAAUACUAUCACCACUUCUGUUUUGCAUCUAUAUUAAUGAUCUGCCAGGGAGCAUACAAUCGUGUAACCUUGAUUCAUACGUAGACGACUCAAAGCUUUACAAAUCAUUCUGCAUCUACGACUUGGAACAGACAACUAUCAAUUUAGAGGCAGAUCUACAAAUAGCAGCCAAGUGGUGUUUGGAGCACCAAUUACUGAUCAAUCCAGAAAAAACUAAAUUCCUUGUAGUCGGUUCAAGACCCAUGCUGCAGAACGUACCUACAGAAAUAUCGCUAACAUUUUUAGGAAAGACUAUAAGACCUGUUUUAUUAGCUAAAGAUUUGGGAAUCAAUUUGGAUUCGUACCUAUCCUACGACGACCACAUAUCUAAACUCGUUUCGUCGUGUAUGAGAAAACUAUGUCAAAUAAAUCGCGUGAAGGAUAGUUUCGAUAAUGAAACAUUAAAAUUGGUCAUUGAGACACUUGUAAUUAACAAGCUUCUGUACUGCUCUACGGUGUGGUCCAACACGUCAUCUAACAAUAUCAAUAAACUUCAAUCAGUGCAGAACUUCGCGUGCAGAGUUUUUCAGGGGUAG
This is a messenger RNA of Paramuricea clavata, 1593 nucleotides long. The record is from the annotation of a GenBank genome assembly. NCBI's taxonomy places the organism in Eukaryota, Metazoa, Cnidaria, Anthozoa, Malacalcyonacea, Plexauridae.